Molecule: messenger RNA, 6393 nt
Organism: Acanthochromis polyacanthus (spiny chromis)
Lineage: Eukaryota; Metazoa; Chordata; Actinopteri; Pomacentridae
Product: carbohydrate sulfotransferase 6-like
Exons: 2
Coding region: 397-1596 (399 amino acids)
Biological process (GO): N-acetylglucosamine metabolic process; carbohydrate metabolic process; sulfur compound metabolic process
Cellular component (GO): Golgi membrane
Molecular function (GO): N-acetylglucosamine 6-O-sulfotransferase activity
Source: RefSeq, a predicted model, not a curated record
AAAAAAAAAACAAAACUGUUAAAACCACCGGGAAGAGCCGAGCUGAAGCCCCGCCGGUCGGUCGGUGCUCCUCGGCUGGACCGUUUGUUCUGGAACUACUUUCUGGGGACAAACUCUGCGACGCACUUUGCAUCUAAAGCGUCCAGAAAAGAACCGGAGAACCGGACGGAGCCUAGAACUGGACCGGUACCGUGCUGAGGAUCCUGCUGGAGGGUCUGGAGCGUCCGUUAAACCUCCGUUAAUCGGUUAGAACCAACAGAGUUUCUCCGUUUACCGAUCGUCAACUGCAGCUUUAUUCUCUUUCCUCACCGCAGGAAAGUAACGGAGUACUUUCACUCGAGUACAUCUUCAGCCGAGGCGACUCUCAGCUCCCCCAGACAUCGACCAGCAGCCUCCAUGAUGCCACGCUGCAGAGUAAACCUCAGCACAAUGAUCUUCCUGGUCAUCCUGCAGGGGGCGGCGGUGGUGCUGUUCUGCGGCUGGUACGUCCAGCUCAGCCCUUGUGGCUCCGCCCCCUCCAACGGCAAAGUCCACGUCCUGCUGCUGUCGUCAUGGCGAUCGGGCUCAUCCUUCUUGGGCCAGGUGUUCAGCCAGCACCCAUCCGUCUUCUACCUCAUGGAGCCGGCGUGGCACGUUUGGACCCGGCUGCAGAAACCCGGCGCCCGGUCGCUCCGCAUGGCGGUGAGGGAUCUGCUGCGGAGCGUCUUCCAGUGCGACCUCUCCGUGAUGGAGGCCUACCUGCCAGAGCGCUACAACGUCUCCUCCUUGUUCAUGUGGAGCCACAGCCGGGCCCUUUGCUCACCGCCGGCUUGUAUGUUGACGCCACGAAAUCAGUUCAGCAACCAGACUCAGUGCAUGCAGCGCUGCGACACUCAGGGCCUGCAGCGAGCUGAGGAGGCCUGCAACACCUACAGCCACGUGGUGCUGAAGGAGGUGCGCUUUUUCGAGCUGGAAUCUCUUUACCCCCUUCUGCAGGACCCCAGCCUGGAUCUCCGCAUCAUCCACCUGGUCCGGGACCCCCGGGCGGUGGUCCGGUCCAGGGAGGAGUCGGCCAAAGCCUUUGUGAGCGAUAAUGCCGUGGUGUUGGAGCAGCGCAGCAUCCCAGCCGGCGAGGUGCAGUACCAGGUCAUGCAGGAGAUCUGCCGCAGCCAUGUGCGCAUCAACGAGCGUGCCGUCCUGAAGCCGCCUCCAUUUCUGAAGGGCCGCUACAAGAUGGUGCGCUACGAGGACUUGGCGCUCAACCCGCUGGAGGAGAUCAUCGCCAUGUACGAGUUUGUGGGUCUGGAGAUGACGCAGCAGCUGGAGGAAUGGAUCUACCGGGUGACCCACGGGAAGGGCAAAGGAAGCAGGAAGGAGGCGUUCAAAAUCACGUCACGAAACGCUGCCGACGUGUCUCAGGCGUGGCGCACAAUGCUGCCACACAGCAAAGUCAAACGCAUCCAGGAGGUGUGCAAAGGCGCCAUGUCACUGCUCGGCUACAGGACAGUCAACAGCGAUAAAGAGCAGAAAAGACUCGACAUAGAUCUGCUGGUGCCUCGGGAGCCUUAUCAGUUUAGCUGGUUACCGGCCAAAACACAGCGUCCUGGCAAAAGAUAGAACAUUAAGACUCUAAACGGGACUGAAGUGUUUGUUUUGUUUUGACUCCAUCGACUUUACGAUUCUAGAAAGGCCAGUUCAUGCUUUCUGCAUCCUGGUGCGCUCACUGGAUUCCAUUCAGAACACAACAGAUUUUUAUCAAUCGGUCGCAUUUCCUGUCAUACAGUAACUCGGAGAAACACUUCUGAACGGCUGUAACUUUGCAUUUUACCAGGAUACAGCAGCAGGUUUCAGAUUUCCCUACAGCACCGUGUCAGUAAAUAUUCUCGAGGGGUUUCCAGCAGUGGGCCGACGUAGCACGAGAUAUCUGGAGAAUUUACAACUUUUCAUCUUGUUUGGCAUCGACUCCUUCAGUUCUGUUUAAGAAUAUUUAUCAUGCUGUGAGUGAUCUCUCCCUGAUAUUUUAAAGUUAUUAUUUGUUUGGCUUUACUAGACAGGUUAGUAGAGAGGCAGACAGGAAAGCAGGGAGAAGACCUGCAGCAAAGGACCAUAAGAGGGAAUUAAACCCAAACCACUGCAUCAGUAAUUGUAGCCCCUGUUCAUGGAUCACCCACUCAACCAGCUGAGCUAUCUGGAUGCCCACCUGUCCUCAUAUUUGAGCUCCAUUUGUUUUCUCUGUCACAUAUUUUGGACUUCAAGCGGAAGCAGAAAGCAUGAAUCGGCCUCAAGACUCUACCGGUACCACAGUCUGAUCCACUGUACGAAUGGAGAGAACACCGGCUGGAGGCUUAUGGUUGAAGUUUGGUGUUGACUAAAAGUCUUUUUGCUGUCAGAUGCAAAUGUCAGGUGUUGUUGUGAAACUAUACGUUUUGCAUUUGCAUGGCAUAGUAAACAAGAAAAGCAGUCAGACAGCACAGUCCUCUACCAAGGUUGUUCAUUCCCCCAUGUGGCAUUUUUAGGAAUGCAGCAUUUGUUUAUCAGUUAUUGAUGAUCAGGAAUCACGGCAACAUAAAAUGUGGCCAUUUAACAUACAGUCAUGGAAACAAUGAUCAGACCGCCCUUGUUUUCUUCAGUUUCUUGUUCAUUUUAAUGCCUGGUACAACUAAAGGUACAUUUGUUUGGACAAAUAUAAUGAUAACAACAGUUGCUCUUCAGAGCUGAUAUCAGACAUGUUCCAUGGUUUUCUUGACAAUAACCAAAACCACUUAAGUUCUUCCAUCAAUAGCUAUGCCAUUGUUCUGCAAAAAACAGCUUCCAGUCUGUUUUAGUCACAGGAUCCACACAGGAGUUAGAACUUGAUUGCAUAACCAUUGUUUCUGAUGACUGCAGCCAUGCAUCUCUUCAUGCUCUCCACCAGCUUCUGACGUUGUUCUACUCUCACAGCAGCCCAUUCCUGUUGCACAAAUUCAAACAAAUUUACGUUGUUUCUGGGCUUGCAGUUCUCUAUUUUGCAUUUGAUGAUUUUCCACAGGUUUUCAAUUGGUAUAUAGCCGUGUGCUAAGGGGCAUUGUCUUAUUGGAAAAUUCAGUCAUUGGAGGGAGGAAGGAGUUUUCCAGCUGAGUGUUUUCAAGAGUAGCCGCAAACAUGACCUGGUUCAUUUGCCCUGUUCCACCCAGACUGAAACAACCCCAGAUGGUCACUGAUCCACCCCCAUGUUUUACUGUAGGGGCAGACAGUCUGGUUUGUAGCUUCUCCAGGCUUCCUCCUAACCAGUAAGUUGUCCAGAGUGGGCAUCAAUUGAAAACUGGAUUCAUCCCUGAAGAGAACCUUAGUCCAAUCAUCAACAGUCCAAUCCUUGUGAUCCCAGCAAACAGUAACCGGGCUUUUCUCUGGCUUUCCUUGAUGAAGGGCUUCUUCCGUGCAGUGGGAACCUGCAGGAACAGUCCCUACAGGUUCCCACAUCCCCAAAGCAAACAGGAAGUUAGUGCAGUUGGAAAAAGGCUAAUUUUACUUUAAAAAUGGCUACAAUUGCUGUUUUUUUAGAUGUUGCUUUUUAUCUUUUAGUUAAUCCAGUAAGCAUUCAGCCCUGCCCUUUUAAAGAAGUACCUUUCUCAGAGUCGGUACUUUUUUGUCUUUUUCUUCCUGCAGAGGAAAACUGAAAGUACAGCAACUUUAAAGAUGAGACUUGCAGAGCUAAAUGUUGCUAACUGGUGUUUUUUAACCACCAAUUCAGAAGUCCCUACAAUGGAGUAGGAACUUUUUUCUGUCUUAAAAAAGUUCCAUAGGGACAGUUCCUUCAGUGAAAAACAACUUAUUUCUUUUACUUUUGGGUUGACUGCUACCAUUUCUGUUUUCUUUAUUUUCUCCAAGUUUAACCAGCAGGCGUUGAGUCUUUCCAGUUCAUCAGAAGUACCUUACUCAGAGUUAGUACUGUUUUCCACCCCAGUAACAGGUUGUAAAAGUUCCUGCAGUGGAAGACUGCCUCUUCUGAAAAUUUGUAGUCCUGAAUCUUGUAAAACGGUACUGUUAUGAUUUUAAAUCAGUGUCGAACAGAGAGUUUUAGGGUGGCUCAGAAGUAUCUUCCUUGGAUUAGGAACUUUUUUCUGCCCUAAAAGAGGCUCUAUAGGAACCGUUCCUGCAGGUUCCCACGGCCCCAGAACAAACAAGAAGUUAGUGCAGACAAAGAAAGGUAAAUUUUACAUUACGGAUGGCUACAAUUGAGUCUUUCUGGUUCGUCAGAAGUACCUUCCUCAGAGUCAGUGUUUUUUCUGCCUCAGAAACAGGUUAUAAAAGUUCCUGCAGUGGAAAACUGCCUUUUCUGAAGUUAUGGAAACUUUUGUUUCUGUUUGUAGUCCUGAAUCUUGUAUACUGGUGCUGUGAUGUUUUUAAAUCAAUCAGUGUUGAGCAGAGAGUUUCAGGGCCAAUCAGGAGUACCUAACAUGGAAUAGGAACUUUUUCUGCUCCAAAAGAGGUUCUAUAGGUACAGUUCCUGCAGGUUCCUGCUACUCUGUGCAGUGAAAACGACUUUUUGCUGUAUGUUGUAUCAGAAUAUGUUGUGAAUUUUACUUUACUGAUCGUAUUUUUGAGAGAAGAUUCCCAGAACUGCUUGUUGCAGUGGAGCUUGUUGUCUUUCCCUGGAAUAGGAACAUUUUUCAGCCUUUGAAAAGGUUCUACAGGAAUGAUUAAAACUGCCUCUGAACAACCUGCUGGUUCCUGCAGUUACACCUCCAGGAUAAAAUGUAUUAUAGUCCUUAUUAGUCACAUGGCCUCACAUGCAAAUAAUUCAUCUGGAAAUGUCAUGUGAUAACUACAUUUGUGGGACAAGCACAGAGAGCUUGUUUUUCUUGUUUCAAAAUGCUGCGUAGCUUCUGUUUUCCUCUGCACACAGUGAGUCUGGGUUUAAACGGCGGCUCUGCAGGUCUGCAGGAUGUUUGGUGGAUCUGCCGCCGUCAGGCACAAAUAAUCUGAACUCCCCUCAUUUGGUGGCUCAUUGUUUCAGCCGGGCGUCCUGCCAGCGUCCCUGAAGGCCGACCGAGUCUCUGAGACGCUCAGGAAGCACUUUUACUUUUACUCUGGUGGUUUAUUUCUGCAUGACUUUAUAUUCCUGGGUUUAUUAUUUUAAAAAAUGCUCUUUUAACCAUCACAGAAACAUCAUUAGUGACUUAAACACUCAUAAUGACAUUCAAAUAAAUUUUUUAUAGCAAUAAAUCACUUACUGAAGUUGUUAGCAUUGUUAGCUGAAGCUAGCAUAGAGACACGUUAAAUACAUUUGUGAUUUUUGUGGCAUCUUUUUGCCACAAACUUUUUUCUAGUGAAGAUUUUGCAAAGUAAAGUCACAAAUGAAUGUAUUUUUACAGAUUAGAGCUCUAUUAAAAACUUUAUUAAACCAGCAGUGAAUUUAAAUGUUUUUAUGUCACAUAUUAGUAGUUUUUUUAUACUAUUGAUUUAAAACCUGUAUUUCUGUGAUAGUUUAGUUUAUUGAGCAGCUCUAACCUCCAGACAGCAGGGGGCGCUGCAGGGAAUCAGCAUCUCCUUUAUCCUCCAGGUGUUCUUGGUCAGAGUUGGAUCAUUUUACUCCUUCAGCAGGUAACAAAUAAACCCUUUAACUCACACAUUUAACGAUUAUUUUCUGCUGCAGGAGAAUCUUUAUCCAUCUAAGUGCCUCAAACUCUAACUUAUUGUUCUGGUUUUAAUGUUUAAAGUUGAUUUUUUUUUUUGCUCUUUCUGCUGUGAGAGUGGAUUUUUUUUCCACCUGGUUCAGUGUGAACGUGCUUCUGGAGCUCCCAGUGUCUUUAUUUAUCUUUGUUUACAGGAUUUUUGCAGUUUUUGUGUGUUUUAAUUGAUUCUGCCGAUAAACUAAAUGUGUUUUGCGUAGUUUGAUGGAAACAUUUAGUGAGUAGUUGAAUCAUGUUGAUUUGAUUAGAGUUAAAUUAACUACUGACCGCUGUCUGUGUUUAGAUUCUCUGACUGUUUUAUGAUGACAUUUUAAUUCAUCUGUGUUUGGAAGGACAAUAUUAAAGCAUCGGGGUGCACUGGAGGGUUAAUUAUUAAACACUGAACAAAACCUGCUUUUUAAUUUCAUUUUUCUGCAAAGUAUUGUUUAAUAUUCAAGAUAUGUUGAUUUAGGGUGUAUUUUUUUUUUCAAAUUUAGUAACUUAAAUCUGAACUAAUACUUUUUUUAUGUUGACAAAGCAUCAAAUAAGCAUGUGUGAUGUGAAAAAAGAUGAAAAUAUUUAAUUAAUUGCCAAUUAAUUUGAGUCAUUUUUAAAGAACAACUCUAAAUUCUCAUUCUUCAGCUUCUUAAAUGUGAAUAUUUUCUGGUUUCUAUUCCUCCUCUGUGACAGUAAACUGAAUAUUAUUGGAUUGUGGACAAAAUAAGACUUUUUUUAAAAAAAAUAAACAUCACUUGUCAUUGUU